AUGGCACCCAAUUUAUCGACUGGUCUGAAAUUACCCAUCAAUAAAACCCUCGGUCCAAAGCCAAGCAAUCCUCUCGGACAAAAGCGCAAAAAUAACGUUUUCGAUGAUGAUUCCGACGAUGAGGACCAGCAGCGAGGGAAAGGAGCUGUGGAGAUAUCCACAAUAGGUGGCCUAGACGUGUCAGUAUCAAAGCCGGCAUUGCCAAAGAUCGCAGGACCUCCACCAAAACGGAAGAUACACUUGGGCGGUGGACCGAAGCCCAACGCUAAGCCUCUGAGCAAGACCUCGAUCUUUGCCCACGAGGAUGAUGAGGACGAAGACAAUGAAAAAAAGCGCCAAGGAGAGACGAAAUUUGGGUUGAACAAGGCCAAGUCGAACCAGGCGGCAGGCCCUACACCGGAUUACACCAACCUCUCCUCAUUAUACAGCAGCAAAAAGCAUGCUAAAGAAGCUGAACAACUCGACCCGCUGAUUUACUCGUAUGAUGAUGUUUACGAUAGUCUGCACGCGAAGCCAGAAAAGCCCACAAACGCGGAGAAGGCUGAAGUACCGAAAUAUAUGACAUCAUUACUGCGAAGCGCAGAGAUUAGGAAGCGCGAUCAACUGCGGGCACGUGAUCGUCAAUUGAUGAAGGAACGCGAAGCUGAGGGUGAUGAGUUCGCAGAGAAGGAGGUCUUUGUUACUGGUGCAUACAAGGAGCAGCAAGCAGAGCUACGAAAAGUAGAAGAAGAGGAGGCACGUCGGGAGAAGGAGGAGGAAGAGCGAAGGAAACAGAAUGGUAACGCUGGUAUGGUUGGAUUUUACCGAGACAUGCUUUCGCGAGGUGAAGAACGACACGAACAGAUUGUCAAAGCUUCCGAAGAGGCUGCUCGCAAAGUCAACACAGCCGAGGCUACGGAUGAUACAGCGAAGGAAUCGGACGAAAACACAGAAGCCAAGAAGGCCGCAGAACUCAACUCGCGCGGGGCUCGUAUUGCUGUUAAUGACGAGGGUCAAGUUGUUGACAAGAGACAACUACUUACUGCAGGCCUGAACGUGGCUCCAAAACCGAAAGCCACACCUUCUACUGCUGCACCAUCUCGACCUUUGGCUGGGCGGUCUAGGCCUACUACAGGACAGUCUGGUCGUGGUGCACAGCGCGCUCGCCAGACUGAGAUUAUCGCUCAACAGUUAGAGGAGCGUACCCGACAGGAAGAGGAGGCCGAAGCCGCCAAACAGAAGGAGAUUGCAGAGCGGAGUCGCAGCCAAAAGUCAGCUACAGAUGUUUCCAGUGCCAAGGAGCGAUACAUGGCAAGAAAAAGAGAACGUGAGGAAGCUGCUGCAAAAGAAAAGGCGGCUAAAUGA
Molecule: messenger RNA, 1344 nt
Organism: Penicillium taxi
Lineage: Eukaryota; Fungi; Ascomycota; Eurotiomycetes; Eurotiales; Aspergillaceae
Product: splicing regulator NSRP1-like domain-containing protein
Exons: 1
Coding region: 1-1344 (447 amino acids)
Biological process (GO): regulation of alternative mRNA splicing, via spliceosome
Source: RefSeq, a predicted model, not a curated record